UUGGCCGCCAGCUCUAUGAUUACUUUGUAGCAGCGGAUUUCAGCUGGUGCCCGAUACGGUAUAGUAUAGUGCAUCUACGAAUUUACGUUGCUGUCAAUCUCAGCAGCUGGAAGGCUAUAAUCCUGGAUUAUCUGAAACUACGGUGUUGUGAUUUAGUUUUGUGAGCUUUUUAUAUUGCGUUUGUAUACGCAUUGGACCGUAUGGAGGGAUGUCGCGAUGAUGGUCUGCUCUAGGAGAACCAAAACUUUGGUGUCGACAUGCGUAAUUUUGAGUGGCAUGACCAAUAUUGUCUGUCUUCUCUACGUCGGCUGGAUCACUAAUUAUGUGGCCAAUGUGAACACAAAAGUCUCAGAGACAGAACCGGAGAGAAAGUUUGAAGAUGACAACAAGGGAGAAACUCUGAAGAUUAUAGAGAGACUGGACCGACUGGAAAAUGUGGUCAACCAACACAUCCAAGAGGUGCCCCAGAAGGGUAGUGAUGAAAAAGUAGGGGAGUCCCUCUCAGACUCCUCCCUGUUUGUCCGCUGGGGUCAUGACCUAGGUCCUGAGAGUCGUCGUGUGGCGCUGAAGAAGUUCCAGUACUAUGGCUACAACGGUUACCUCAGUGACCGCCUCUCUCUGGCCAGACCCAUCCCAGACCUCAGACCUGAUGGGUGCAGAAACAUGUCGUACCCCACCAAUCUCCCACAAGUAAGUAUCAUAUUUAUCUUUGUGAAUGAGGCCCUGUCGGUCAUCCUGCGCUCCAUCCACACAGCCAUGAACAGGACUCCCUCCCACCUCCUCAAGGAGAUCAUCCUGGUCGACGACAACAGCAAUAAUGCUGAGCUGAAGGAGAACCUGCAGAACUUUGUGAAGGAAACCAACUCCCAGCGGCCAGACUUCAUCAAGGUGGUCCGCCACGACAAGCAGGAGGGGCUGAUCCGCUCCAGAGUCAGUGGGUGGAGGGCCGCCAGCGCCCCCAUCGUUGCCCUGUUCGAUGCCCACGUGGAGUUUAACAUUGGAUGGGCCGAGCCCAUUCUUCUCAGGAUCAAGGAAGACAGAACGCGCAUCGUCUCGCCGUCGUUUGACAACAUCAAGUAUGACACGUUUGAGAUCGAGGAGUAUCCGCUGUCUGCUCAGGGCUUCGACUGGGAGCUGUGGUGUCGCUACCUGAACCCGCCCAAAGCCUGGUGGACCCAGUACAACCACACCGCCCCUAUCAGGAGCCCAGCUCUUAUUGGCUGUUUUGUGGUGGACAGGAAGUACUUUGAGGAGAUUGGCCUAUUGGAUGAGGGAAUGGAGGUCUAUGGUGGAGAGAAUGUGGAGCUUGGCAUCAGGGUAUGGCAGUGUGGGGGCAGUGUGGAGGUCCUGCCCUGUUCUCGGAUAGCCCAUAUCGAGCGUGCUCACAAGCCCUACACUCAAGAUCUGACUGCUCAUGUGCGGCGGAAUGCGCUGAGGGUGGCCGAGGUGUGGAUGGACGAAUACAAGAACCACGUUUAUAUGGCAUGGAACAUUCCGCCACAGGACUCAGGGAUUGACAUAGGGGACCUCACGGAGAGGAAGGCUUUGAGGAACAGACUGCAGUGUAAAUCUUUCAGGUGGUUCUUGGCCAACAUCUACUCUGAGAUGAGAACCUACAGUGACACUGUUGCUUAUGGAGUGUUAAAGAACAUGCUGAGGAAUGACCUGUGUCUAGACCAGGGGCCUGACUCAGACAACAUCCCCAUCCUGUACCUCUGUCAUGGGAUGACACCACAGAACGUGUACUACACAAACUCACAUCAGCUUCACCUGGGGGUCCUGAGCCCCACCAUCGAUGACGAUGACAACAAGUGCCUGGUGGAUGUGAACAACCGGCCGCGGCUCCUGGAGUGCAGCUAUGCCACAGCCAAGCGCAUGAAGCUCGCCUGGCUGUUUACUCAGGGAGGCUCCAUAGAAAACAUGAAUUCCAAACGUUGCCUGGAGCUGGUAGAGAACGGUGAAACGGAGUUUGGCUACCAGCUGGCCAUACAGAAGUGCUCUGGUCAGAAAUGGACAAUCACCAACCUACUGUCAACCUACACUCUCCAAUGAGGGGAUCCUGCGUCCUGCAGGGGAAAGAGCUGCCCAUGGUGAACACUGGAUCUGUAACUGACAGACAUAGAAGCUUUGCUUCUUUAAAGAUAUAUAUUUAUUGAGGCAAUAAUUGAAUUAUAAAUAUGCUGACACUUUUAGUACCUUGAUGUCUCUUAGACUCAAAGACAUAAUUUGAUAAAUGUAAACAAUGUCCUUUGUUAAUAUAUGAGAUUGAACCGGCAGACUUGGGUCUAUAAUGAGACUUAAAUGUUUCAAUGUAUUUUGAGCAGAUUGUCUUUUGUCACACUGAAUUCAGGCUUGCAUUGGCUCUAAUGUACAUUGUAAUUGAUGCUACUGUGUAGCAUGUUUUUGAAAAACCUUUGUUAUUCUUGUUUUGUUUGUUUCUCAGGUUUGUAGAUUGAAUGUUAUUAUGAAAUCAAGUCGGUGGUAUCAAAGAACUGUUGCCAAUAUGUUGGGAGAAUAUACAAGCUAUUUUAUAAGUGUAUACUGGAUAUUUAUAAAAACCUACAGUAAAAAUGCUGAUGACAAAUAA
This is a messenger RNA of Salmo salar (Atlantic salmon), 2587 nucleotides long. Its product is annotated as polypeptide N-acetylgalactosaminyltransferase 18. NCBI's taxonomy places the organism in Eukaryota, Metazoa, Chordata, Actinopteri, Salmoniformes, Salmonidae. Gene Ontology annotation, molecular function: polypeptide N-acetylgalactosaminyltransferase activity. Gene Ontology annotation, cellular component: Golgi apparatus. The record is from RefSeq and is a predicted model, not a curated record. Gene Ontology annotation, biological process: protein O-linked glycosylation.